AUGUCCAAGAGGAACGAGCCAGCUCAUCCCGAGCAAAAGCACCCCACCACCAAGCGGGCUAAAGAGAUCGAUGCGCACACUCCCUAUGAGGAGUUGACGGCUCUUCUUGCAGACCAGGAGUCCCCCAGCGACACCAGGAGAGUCCUGCAUUGGUUCCGGAGCAAAGACCUACGCAUCCACGACAACCGUGCAUUGAACGCGGCUUCUCAGUCGGCCAACGAGUCCCAAGCUCCAUUGCUGUGCGUCUACAUCAAUUGCCCAGCUGAGUUCAGAUGGCAUGGCACUUCACCAGCCAGAACGGACUUCAUCUUUGAAAAUCUCGCGCUCAUGAAGACUGAGCUCGACGCGUUGGACAUUCCUUUGGUCUUCCUGGAAGCCGGUGAACGUGACGAGAUCGCCCCAGCCAUCGUCAACUUUGUGCGCGACAACGACAUCUCGCAUGUGUACGCAAACUACGAGUACGAGGUCGACGAAUUACGCCGCGACAUUAGGGUUUUCAAGGAGGCCACUGCUGGAAACUCCAAGUCCAAGGGAUUUCAUCUUUCUCUGCAUCAUGACCAGACGGUGGUGGAGCCGGGCACCAUCCUCACAGACAGUGGAAAGGCCAUGAAGGUAUUCACACCAUACCACAGGGCAUGGCUCGCCGAAGUCAAGGCAAAUCCGGGUCUUCUUGACACUGUCCCCGCGCCUUCGAAGAACUCUUCCGAAUCAAAGAAAGCUCUGAAUCAGUUCUUUGACAGUCCCGUCCCCAGCCCACCCAAGGAAAAGCAAUUUGCCAGUAAUGAGGAGAGGGGACGGAUCCGUAAGCUCUGGCCCGCAGGUCACGAUGCUGCUGUGAAGCGACUCAAUCACUUCCUGGACGACAAGAUCGCCGACUACGCGGCGACACGAUCCAAUCCGGCAAAGGACUCUACGUCUCGGCUCUCUGCAUAUUUCAGUGCGGGAGUUCUCUCGGUUCGCGAAGCCCUCAAAGCAGUAAGCAAGCGAAAUAACAACUCCACCGAUUUCUCCAAGGAAGGCUGCGACCCCGGCAUGUCUGGCUGGGUCCGCGAAAUCGUGUUCAGGGAGCUGUAUCGGCAGACUCUGCUCCAGACUCCUCACACGUCUAUGAAUCUACCACAGAACCUCAAGUUCGAAUUUGUGGACUGGGAGGACGACGAGGAAGGGUAUAAACGCUGGGAAGAGGGCACCUUGGGUGUUCCCUUCGUGGACGCCGGCAUGCGGCAAAUCAAACACGAGGCGUACAUGCACAACCGCCUCCGCAUGAACGUCUCGAGCUACUUGUACUGCAACCUGCUCAUCGACUAUAGGCGGGGAGAGCGAUACUUUGCGGAGACAUUGAUCGAUUGGGAUCUCAGCAACAACACGCAAGGCUGGGAACCGAGCUACACCGUGUUCAACCCUGUCUCCCAGGCCGAGAGGAACGAUCCCGAGGGCGAGUACAUCCGCAAGUGGAUCCCAGAGUUGAAGGAUGUCAAGGGGAAGGCCAUCUUUGAUCCGUAUCACCGUAUGGACAAGCAGGAAUUUGAGAAGCUGGGGUACCCCAAGCCGUAUGUGGACUGGCAGGAGACGAAGCAGAGGGCGAUCGAAAGGUUCAAAUCGGACAUGAAGGAUGCUGAGCCCUGA
Cladophialophora immunda is the source of this 1626-nucleotide messenger RNA. RefSeq lists its product as uncharacterized. The transcript has a single exon. The record is from RefSeq and is a predicted model, not a curated record. Gene Ontology annotation, cellular component: nucleus; cytoplasm. Bases 1 to 1626 code for a protein of 541 amino acids. NCBI's taxonomy places the organism in Eukaryota, Fungi, Ascomycota, Eurotiomycetes, Chaetothyriales, Herpotrichiellaceae. Gene Ontology annotation, biological process: circadian regulation of gene expression; entrainment of circadian clock by photoperiod. Gene Ontology annotation, molecular function: FAD binding; DNA binding.